Molecule: messenger RNA, 9306 nt
Organism: Microplitis mediator
Lineage: Eukaryota; Metazoa; Arthropoda; Insecta; Hymenoptera; Braconidae
Gene: wge
Exons: 14
Coding region: 1195-8268 (2357 amino acids)
Molecular function (GO): chromatin binding
Source: RefSeq, a predicted model, not a curated record
AGCAGCUGAGUCGACUUAUUGCAGUCACAAUUGAACCGUCGGACGGUAAACAUGUUGCGUCCUGUCCCAAAACAGUUUAAUAAAUAAUUAACAAGACAAAAUAACAUUUGUCGUGUUAUUUAUUAUCACAAAUUGUUAACAAUCAUUACCAAACUACAGUGAUAAUAUUCAAAUUGUUUUAGUGAGUGAAAUAACAUUUUUAAACUGCGGAAACAUCUAGAACCGUCGGAUCCGUAUUGACUAAAUUCUAGUUCGUUUUUUUUUUACUCUCUCGUUUUCUCAGUUUUUUUUUGUUAAAGCGCGAAUUAAUUAUCUGAGUAAUAGUAAAACAACAAUGUAAUUAAUUCAAGUUAUUUAGUGUAUUAAAUCAGUGAUUAUUAUUAUUAUUAUUAUUUGAAUAAUAAUAGUAGUGAUGGAAGGCAUAACCUCUCUUUAAGUUCGACCAGCCGGCGCCCACAAUUAAAGGGAAUAUCACCGAAGCUCUGCUACGUAGUUGACGUUUUUUUAUUUUCAUUUAUAUUUUUAAUUGCAAUUACUUUUGUUAAUUACAUUAACUUGUUGAACGAGUAUUAAUUCAAAGUUUUAUUUAAUAAUAAUAAUAAAUUUAAAUUUAAAUUUGAAUUUAAAUUUUUGAAUUCAAAAAAGUGUCGGUGAAAAAUAGUGACGUUUAAAGUUAACACCGAAAUGAUAUUUAAAUAUAUGACAAUAGUGUUAUUAAUAGGCUUUGAAUAAUUAUAAAAACUUGAAUGUUAUUGACACGUGUAUAAUUAAAUAGUGAUAAAGAUGUAGACCACCGACGGUUAAGUUUUGAUGAGUAGCCGGGAUAUUGUCCCGAGUUUACGUGUCGUCUAAUCAAACCAGCGGGUUAAUUAGUUUUACUUUUUUUUUAAUUGUUUUUGGUUUUGUUUAUGUUUUUUUACUUCCGGUUGAUGGUGGAUUUGAAUUAGUAGCGUUCUGGCUUAUGGAUGUAAAUGCUAGUGAUUUUGAGUGGGGAAGUGUAAAAAUUGGUAAUUAAGGAAAAGUGAAAAAAAAAAGCUGAUGGUGAAACUGGAAGUUAAGUUGGAAACAACUGAGGAUAAUUUUGUAAUUCCUCUUUAAUUAAAGCGGGAUGAUAUCCCGCAUCAUUAAAAUAUCAAUCGCCUAAUCAUCACAGUGGAGUUCUGUUUUAUUGCUGCCUCGGGAGGGGGUGGUCCAAUGUUGGUCCCUCCCGUGGCCCAAGGGGGAACUGGCAGCCGCCAGGUUGGCGAUGCCGGGGUACGGAGUGCCCAUAACUCCGUCCCUGGUACAGCCACAGCUUUGUGGCCCCUUGCGCCUGCACAUACUAAUCUACCAGGGAGUCAUCAGUCCCAAGCAACGCCACCCUUAGCUGCCACCCCUGGACCACCACACAAUCAAGGCAUUAAUCGAUACGAGCUGUAUUCCUUAUUUCCAGGAAGUAACGGGGGUAGUUAUGUGGCAACAGCACCAGCCACCCCAGCGGCUACCCCCGGAAGAACAUAUCAUGCGACGACACACAAAGCAGAACGGACAGUUUCAGAAAGUGUAUUCUCAGCAGCCGUGGGAGUUGGAGUUGGUGGGUACACUUGGGGUGCACCUACUCCACCACCAGGUUCACCCUACAGUCCUGUACCGGGAGUAACUCAGCUGGAAUUGCUGGCAAAAAAUCUAGCAAGUCUUGCGCCCCAUCAUCCCCAGCAGCCGCUUACUCUCCAGGGUGUGGGGGUCAAUGUUGGAGCCAGUGUACACCAUGCUCAGCAUACUCAACAUACUCUAAAUCUCGCUGGACUUCAUCAUCUUCAUCACGGUGAGUCGAUGGUGACGAGUACAUCGACGACCUCGUUUACGUCAAAAUUUAUUGACGAACGUAUAUUAACACUCGGUGGUAUCCAUCAGGGAACUUUUUCACCCCAACUUUCCCUCGUAACUGCGGGUACACCAACGCUAACCAUAAACAGUUUUUCUUCACCAAACACCCAAGCAAGCGUUGUGCCAACAAACGGUGGACUAUUAGUCCAAGAGUACCAGCCCGGGGAACCGAAUAAUCAGAUAGCUGUUUGUCCAUCAUCAACCAGUGGAUCAUCAUCAAUACCAACAGCUACAGCUGCCUGUACAGUCAGCACAGUAAUAGUCCAAGGUGCGCAAACUGGCAGUACUUUUGUGCAGAGUACCAUGAAAAAACGUGAAUCAUUUGUUACUGCUCAAGCUGCUGCCCAAACGUCAAUAAAACUUGAGAAUAAAACAACAAGGCAAUCUUGUAUUUGUAAAAGCACCAACGUCAACAGUAGUGGCAAAACAAAAGUUGUCCAUUCAGAGGCGGGAUGCAGCCGGACUUUACCAGUUGUCUCAUCCUGGAACGGUCAAGACACAUCGUCCUGCACGAAUACCUUCAACCAGAGUGCCGCGACUAAUCUCAUCAAGCGGGAACCUCUUGCUGCGGUGCCUUGUCAAGUAGCUGAAGUAUCAACGUCUCUUCACGCUACGACUACGGCUGUUAAAAUUGAACCGCUUCCACCUAAAUCUGAGAAUGGAAUAGUUGUGUCUACUGCUGCAGCCAGUGGCAUUCCUGUGGGUAUCGCUGUUGCUCGCCAGAGGUUACAACAUCAUCAGGAAACAUCGUCUACGUCCAUGCGAAAUGUCUCACUGAGUCAUCAUACUUCCCAUCAUGCCAGCUAUCACCACUUUCAGCCGGACAAUCUUGGUUCGACCACGGCCAUGGCGAUGGGCGGCGCAACUCUUGUUCAUUGUGGCACUGGUGGGGAAGAUCGUCCUGCCCAUCUCGCCAUUCCCUCGGGUGCUGCUUUGGCACCCUCUCUCAGUGCUACCCUAAAUUCGGGCCUCAGCAACAUUGGACCAAGUGCGCCGGGCACAUGGCCUCCAACACUAUGGCAAUACCCCACCACAGCAGCAAUGCCUUCUUUGGAACCCGUUGGAUUUCCACAGCUCGGUGUUGGUUUACAAGGUGGCCUUCAAUUAGUUCGAGAUCCGACGAGUGGUCAUCUUUUACUCAUCCAUGCAGCUGCAGAACAAAUGCAACAGGCAGUGGUUUGGCCAAACUAUCCAUCAGUUCAUAGUGCUCCAAACAUUGGUGCUCCACCGUUAUUAUUACCAGGGCCUACAACUCCACCAUCACUCCAAUUACUCAGUGAUAUCAAUGGUGCUAGACUUGUAUUAACAGAGAACAAACGGAAGCAGCAAAAUAAUGUUCCUAUUGUUAAAAUUGAAGCUGAUUGUGCCACUCCAAAUGCAACUAUUAUCGCUUCCGCAGAAUCGAGUAAAGCCUUACAAACGGUAACAACAAUGACAGGUUCAUUGGUAACAGAUACUCCACUUCUAACAACAUUACACUAUUAUCCUCAUGCUCCUGCUCUUGUACAAAUCAGUCAGUCCGAAUCAAUGCAGUGUCGAACGCAGCAACGGAAUACAUUCAUCUCAAAGGCAACAUCACCAGUGUCAUGUUUAACACCCCCACCGGAAGUGAUGCCAGCUCACGCGAUCGAAACACUUGAUAAUGUGCUGAAUGUCCAAGACGCUUCGAAUCAAACGGACGCUCCUGAGACUGAAGACGAUCAUCAAUCGUCAAUCGAAAUCGACGGGCUGCCCAUCAAACAAGAGCAAGUAUUUUCCUCGUGUCAUCAAACGUCGGGAAAUUUCACAAAUUUCGAUAUCGUGUCUUCAAGUAUCGAACGACCGCGACUCAACAGCAUCACCGAGCCAGCCUCAGAUGUCCACAAGAAAACAACAAAAGUCGACAAAGCCUUGAUCGCACCUCUGUCCAAAGAUUUACUCAAGACUGAGGCCAUCAGUUCAAUCGACCAGGCGAUAGACAGCGUAGUCUGCAAGUCAACAGAAGAAGACGAUGUAUUCGACCCAGCAGCCGACGAAGCCGUAAUUGAAGAACGGAUACGUCGACGUCCGUCACGAGUUAUCGAAAUAACGGAAGAAAAUUGCGACAGUUUCCAUGAAAAUUUGGAAUUCUUUGGGCGCCGCAAAGAUCCCGUUGAGUUGCAUCGCAAGCCUCAAUAUUCUGAGGAGAUGUUUAAUAAAGAAAAAUUGCGGUGUGAGGAAUUGAGUAUCGAUGACAAUGUCGACGUAACUGACGAUGCGAAUGCCGAUAAAGAUUAUCAGCAGCCGGUAUCAUCGACCCUCGUAACUUCAGAGCAGACUGAGGAUACUGAGGAUGUAAAUAAAAAUAGCAAAGUAGCCAGCAGUUCUUCCAUUGAAUUUCUGCAGUCUUCAGACCAAGUUGACUCAAGUUGUUCGCCUUGUGAGAAAGUCAUUGAUGACACUUUUAUCAGCGGCAAAUCUCUGGACAUGCCUUCAAUUGACUGUGACGAGGAAGUUAAUCAGCACGCUAACCUCAAAGUCAAAGAAGAAUCGAUAAAAUCAAAUAAUUAUGACGAAUGUCCAGUAGUUAAUGAUAAUAAUAAAAGUCUUCCGGAUAAAUUAAAUCGUAAUGAUAAAAAACAUAACAAUAAUGAUAAAUUUCACGCGGGCAUUGAAAACGUUGUGGAAAAAUUGAAGAAAAAUGCGGCUGCUGCUCAGCAAGACAAUUCUUCAUUAGCUUUUAAAUCAAAUGACAAAGAACAAAUAGAUAAUAAUUUUAAUAAUUUAACCACCGCAACAACAGCGACACCUGUCGUAAGAUCAGUCGGUCGCUGCCUGCCCCGUACCCUAAACAAUGGGUUAAAAAAACAUAUUCUGCGUUUUUACGAAACCGAGUCAUUGAUUUCGGAAAAUGUUGAUAGCAAUUCAAUUAAAAAUGAUGAUAUUCCUGAUAAAAGUGACGAUACUUUAAAAAAAGAUACGAUUUUAUCAAAUAAUAAUAACGAUAAAUUAUCGCAAAUUGUAAAUCCCACAAUAUCUGAAAAAACAACUAAAAAUUUGUCAUCAAAAAUAGAUACCGAUGAAGAAAUGACUGAUGAUGACGAUGCAUCAUGUAAAUUAAAUAUUAAGUCAUCAGGUGGUUUAAAAAAUUUACAAACUCUUCAGCAGUACAAAAAUAAUCAAACGGGAAAAAUAAAAUCAAAUGUUGACCUCAGUGGUCUUGAGUUAUUAUCAAACAGUAUUGCGCAAUUAGAACAUUUAAAGCCAGAUGCUAAUGACAAUACAAGUAGUUCUGACAUUGAAAAUUCACCGGUAAAACAAAAAGUAAAAGGAUCUCAAGAAAAUAAUAAUAAUGUCGAUAGUCCUCUAGGUUUACUCUGUGCGCUAGCAGAGCAACGUUUUAUGGAAGAAGUAGGUGACGAUGUACCAAAACAGGGGGUAAAUAAUGACAAUGCUGAAGAUAUUUCUCAUGCCGGUGUUCUGUUAAUAAAUCUUGCUAAAGUUACGGGUAAUCAUGAUAAAGAUAGCGAUAAAAAUGAUAAUAAAUUAAGUUGCGAAAAACGUCGUCACUCCGUUGACGAUGCGUACGCAAUCAAUGCAAAGAAACCGCGUAAAGAUUUGUUUUAUUCAUUUGAUAACAAUGAGGAUGCGAGUGACGAUGUAAUUAAAAAUAAAUAUUCUGAUAAUUAUGAGGAAGCUGACGAUGCCGAUGACGACUGCACUGAUUCUGAUAAUGACGAAAAUAAAAUAUCGGUGAUUAAUGACAAAGGUAACGGUAAUUUAAGUCCAGUGGAGGUCAGUAUGAGAGAAAGACUCGCGGAUAUUAAGAAGAAAUAUAAAGAUAAACAAAAUGAAUUGCUGACGUCGCCUUUGGAUCAAGACCUGGAUGAUUUUGAUGGUAAAUUGAAACAAUACGAUGACAUUUCAUCGCAUGACAGCUCGAGGUUUAAUAAAAAUUUGAUAAAACUAGCAGAGCCUAGAAGUCAUAUUAAAUUAUUGGACAGCAUUCCCAGUAUAUCGAUACCUGUACCAGUUGCUGAGUCAUCACCGGUCAGUAAAAUCCUUUCCGAACCUGAAGACGACAAUAAAAACCCGGUUGAUUACGACACUUCUUCUUCGUCGCCGACUGUCAGGAGCUCGAGUUCCGCGAAGAAACGCAAAGUCGGACGGCCGAAAAAAUUGAUGUGCUCGUCGACGAGCGCUCGUCAUCUGACGGAAACGAUUGUUGCUAAAAAGUCACGGAGUAAAAGUUCGCUUGUCAGUUGCCUGGUGAAUUCGAAAAAUCGGCAUUCGAAUAAAUUAAAUGGCAAGACCGCAUGUGGGUUAAAUUCUAAAGCUAAAGUAAAUCAGGCGAAAGUAAAACCUAUUAAACAAACGCCACUGCAUAACAAAAAUGUUAUCUGUUCGAUAAUCGCUGAGAAAGCGAAGUUAAGUCAGGACAGUAAAUUAGAGAAACAGGUUAUCAAGUUCAAGCCGAAGUUUAAAAAUCAUAAAGUAAAAGAGUGGGAUGAUGAUAAAGAAUGGGAUUAUUCUGGUGACAAAGUAUCAGAAAUUGAUACUGCUGCUGAUAAGUGCGAGGCGGAAAUAAAUAACCAAGUGGCUGAUAAAUUUCCUCAUGUUUCCAGUGAGGAACAGUCGGUAAUUAAAGAGGAUGUUGAUGACUUAGAUAAGAAAGAUGAAUUCGAGCAUCACGAAAAAUCUAAGAAGAAGAAACGUAAGUCCUCGUCUUCUUCACCGAUGAGACGUAAGUCCAGCGAUCAUGACAAAAAAGAAUCUAAACGCAGAAAAUCAUCGGAUUGUAAGGAGUGCAAAGAAUGCGCGAAAGCGGCUAAGGCUGAAAAAGUUGAAAGCAUCGCAAAUAAAUGUAAGCUCGUGUCAGCGCACUUGGAAAUCGAUCAGCUGAGAGUUCUGACAGCAAUGGGAGGAUUAUUUUACGCUGGACGUCUAAGUGCCGUCCAAGCUCCAGAUAUUUAUGCGAUUACGUUGGACGGGGAGAGAGGCAACAGACCUCAUAUUCAUUCACGCGAGGAAAUUUUGCGGGACGCAAUCGUCGAAAUUUGUCCGACGUCUACUAAAGAAUUGCUGCCGGGUACGAGACUCUGCGCUUACUGGAGCCAACAGUACCGAUGUCUCUAUCCCGGAACUUCCGUUGAAUCUUCAGAGCCAGACUCUGACCUGGAUGAUAAAUUCGUAAGCGUGGAAUUUGAUGACGGCGACAGCGGCAGGAUUGCGUUAGAUGACAUUAGAUUACUGCUUCCUGAUUAUCCUGUCGUCGAGUACGAUCCGAAUCCGCUGCUAACGUUGGGGAAAAAACGCAGACUUACUUCGAUGUCUGAUGACAAACGUUCGGAUCAGUCUGUGUCAGCAGUGACCUCGAGUUUGGUUGAUAAUGAUAAGAUUGAGAGUGAGAAUAAUACUAAAGAGUUGGAUGAGAAGAGCGUUAAUGAAUAUAGAGAGCGUAAAAAAUUGAAAAAACGACGACGCGAUAAGCUCAAGAGACUUGAACAAGUACAGGAUGGUAAGAAAAGACACAAAAGACACAAGUGCUGCGAGGAACAUCGGAAGCACAAGCAUAGAAAACAUCGUAAGCAUAAACAUAAACAUGCGCAUCAUUCGAGUCACAAUGAAAGCAGUCACUUUAGUGGCGGGGAAAGUUGUUCUGGGUUGAGGACCGAUGAAGAAGAAGAUGAAGAAGACAAAGAUAGAGAUAAAAAUGGAGAUGGGGAUGGAGACAGAGAUGGGGGUGGGGGUGCUACCAAUGAAGCUGCUGGCAAAGAUUUUAUUAAUGAAGAAUCGGAGGUUGAAAAUGAAGUAGUGCAAGAACAGGUGCAAGAAGUCGAUGAGGAACCGGUGGUUGAAGAGAAAAGUGACAAGAAAAAGUCUGAUAAGAAGACGAAAGCGAGAGAAAGACAAGAGUCUGUUGAGAGUAGAAGUAAAAUGGCAGCUUUCUUGCCGGCGAGACAGCUCUGGGGGUGGGCUGGCAAAGGGUACAGAAGACCUGGAGCUAAAGGCAGAGCUAAGAAACAAUUUUUCAAGGCAAUACAACGGGGAACUGAGACGAUACAAAUUGGAGACAGUGCCGUUUUUCUGUCGACUGGUCGACCGGAUCGGCCGUACAUUGGAAAGAUUGAGUCGAUGUGGGAGACCACCAGUUCAAAUAUGAUUGUCAAAGUCAAGUGGUUUUAUCAUCCAGAGGAAACUGUUGGCUGUCCUGCGAACUUGAAGUAUCCGGGCGCGUUGUUUGAAUCGCCACACAUGGAUGAAAAUGACGUCCAGACAAUAUCUCACAAAUGUGAGGUACUUCCACUGCAAGAUUACACAACCAAGUUGGGAAAAGAACCCCAUCGUUAUCUCACCAUUUACGAUAACAACGACAUCUACUAUCUCGCUGGAUACUACGAUCCCACGACAUAUCUACUGACACUGCAGCCUGGCGUUGCUUAAAAAAAAUAUAAACAAUUAAACAUUUACUUAAUUAUAAUUAUAACUAUAAUUACAAUCAUAAUUAAAACUAUUUCAAUAAUAACUGAUAAAAAAAAAAAUAAUUAAUCAGUACCGUAGUUAGCUCUUACGGUGACUUGCAUUGAUAAGUCGAGUCAAUGCAAUCUAAAUGCAAUAAUUAAAAGCUAUGGGCUAUUUAAAUUUAAAAAAAUACUAUUUUAUUAUUAUUAUUAUUAUUAUUAAUUAUCAUUAGUAAUAGUAAUUAACUUGUAAAUAAUGUAUAUAUAUUUUUUUAAUACUAUCCGUUGCUUAUCGCACUAGGUCCAUAAUAUUUCCAUAGACUUAUUAAUAAAUAAACUUAACAAUUUACAGUAAAUAUAUAUAAAAAAAUAUAAUAAAAAGACACCUGAAAUACUAAUAAGUGAUAUUAAGAUAUGCGGUGCUACGUAAUCAAUCACAUUUAAUUGCUGUUUAUAUUAAUAUAUAAAUAUAAGAAAUGCACUAUCGCGUUAACAAAAAAAAUUUUAUUGUUUUAUUUUUUUGUUAUGAUGCUGCGGUAAAAUAAUUUUCAUUAAUUCAUUUUAGUAAUUAUGUGGGUCUUUAAUUACACCCACAAUGUGCAACAUAUAUAUUUAUAUAUAUAUAGAAAUAAUUAGAGUAAUUUUUUUAUAUAAAUAAUUUUUGUAUAGUAAAAUUAAAAAAAAAAAUUGAUGACAAUUUUGGUUGUUUUUUAAAAAAAAAAAAAAAAUGAGCAGAUUUUUUUGAAAAUAAUUAUAUUGAGUACCGUCGAUUCGAUAAUUGUAUAGUGUAGAUUAAAAUAGUUAUGGCUAAUUGGCAAAAUAACUAAAAAUUUAUUGAAAAUACAAUUUAGUACAAAUUUAAAAAAAAAAAAAACACAAUAAUUGUAUAAGUAAUUUAAGAGAUUGAAUGAUGCGUGAGUGUAAUGUACAUUAAUUAAUAUUAUAUAUAUACAUAUAUAUAUAUAAAUAUUAAAAAAAAAAUAAUAAUUAGACAUUUAAAAUUAUGACGAUACUUUAAAAU